CGGGACCCUAACCCUCCCCAGUCAGGUCCCGGAGCUGAAGUCCUAGAUGGUUCUCGUUCCCUUAGAAAAACCUCUCUCCGCCGAGUAGCCAAUGACGUCUGAGCAUGACGCGGAACUCUGGCCAAUCAGAGAGCGAGGCAGGGACUCUGGCCAAUCGGAGGGAGGCAGGAACUUCCUGCCCGUGCAGUUUCGGCCGACCCCGAGGCAGGCGAGCGCGCGUGGCCUGUGGAAGUUCCGUGUCCUCCGUGUCGUCCUGACGACCCGGACUCGUUUCUCCCGGUGAUGCACGAGUGCGCGGAGACCCUGGAGCCAGCCAUGGGGCUGGUGUCAUUUGAGGACGUUGCCGUGGACUUCACCUGGCAGGAGUGGCAGAUCCUGGACGCUGCUCAGAGGACCCUCUACAGGGACGUGAUGCUGGAGAACUUCAACAGCCUAGUGUUUUUGGGGUACUGCAAGAAGAAACCCGAGUUGAUCUUGAAGUUGGAGCUUGGAUGUGAUUCACAGACCGUAUCUGAGCCCUUAAUCCAGAGCAUCUCAGGUAUGUAUGAUGCACAUUCUGUGAUUAAGAUGAGCCUGGACAAUCAAGAGAGAUGUUUGUGGCAGUUGGGAUUCACCAGCAAUACUUCAUAUGAAGACAGUGUUCAAGAGGAACUAAUGGCUCGACAGAAAACCCACCGAGGGACAAAGUCGCAUAAAAGUGAAGCCUGUGUGAACAAAUCUGAUCACAAGUCCCCGCGGAGGCAGAAAGGGAUGUCUUACACGUGUAAGGAAUGUGGGAAAGCUCUGAAUAGCCAUACGGCGCUCACGAAGCAUUACAGAAGAACUCACAGUACCGAGAAUCGCUACCAGUGCAAGGAAUGCAGAAAAGCAUUCUACUGGCAGUCAGACCUUGCUGCCCACCAGAAGAUGCACAAGAAAGAGAUGACCUACGAGUGUGACGUGUGCGGGAAAACUUUCUACCGUUCAUCGCAUUUCAAUCUGCACCAGAGGUCCCAUGCGGAUAAGAUGUAUUAUGAAUGUCAAGAGUGCGGGAAAGGCUUUAAGUAUAAGUCUGGCUUCACUCAACACCAGAGACGGCAUAGAGGUGAAAAGCCUUACAAAUGUAGACAAUGUGGGAGAAGUUACUCCCGCAAAGGGAAGCUCACGGAGCACCAACGAAUGCACACGGGGGAGAGGCCCUAUGAAUGUAAAGAGUGCGAUAGAGCUUUCUACAGCAAGUCGUACUUCAGUUUCCAUCAGAGAACUCACUCGGUGGGGAAGCCUUACGCGUGUGGGGUGUGUGGGAAAGCUUAUUACUCCAACUCCCAGCUCGUGACGCAUCAGAGAACACACACGGGCGAGAAGCCCUACGAGUGUGCAGACUGCAGCAAAUCUUUCUAUAGCAAGUCCCAGCUCACUGUGCACCAACGGUUCCACACGGGCGAGAAGCCCUACGAGUGUGCAGACUGCAGCCAGGCUUUCUUCUACAGGUUGCAGCUCAACGCCCAUCAGGUCUCACACCACUGAAAAGCCCCAUGAACGUAAAGAAUGAAGAAAAACCUUUAACGUGAAGUCCCAGUUCCACCAGCAUCAGAUAAUUCACCCAAGUGCGAAUCCUCAUGCAUGAAAACCACAGAAAAGCUAAUGUAAGUUGUGCUGUGGUGAAACAAGAAGCCAUAGUGACACCAUGUUGAAAGUCUUUGCCCCCGAUUGCUGUGAGUUCACCUCUACCCUAGGAAGCGGACUGUUCCAGCCUCAGGUCCCAGAACUAGAGCCAACCGCCAGCCGCCAGCCGCCAAAAUGCUGCCCUUGUACAUCGCUUUCUUGCCGAACCUCGCUUGCACAACUCCCUUGGAAGGUUUCUUAGGAUACCCCUCCCCCACUUGGGUUAUGGUUUUGCAAGUUAAAAGUUGCCUACCCGAGCACCUCGGGGCCGCACUCAGAGAUCCGUCCUCUAGGGUGCAGCCCUAGUCCUUGCCCAUUAAAACUUGGCCUUGUAUUCUGUGA
Molecule: messenger RNA, 1986 nt
Organism: Jaculus jaculus (lesser Egyptian jerboa)
Lineage: Eukaryota; Metazoa; Chordata; Mammalia; Rodentia; Dipodidae
Product: zinc finger protein 25-like
Exons: 5
Coding region: 283-1506 (407 amino acids)
Biological process (GO): regulation of transcription by RNA polymerase II
Cellular component (GO): nucleus
Molecular function (GO): RNA polymerase II cis-regulatory region sequence-specific DNA binding; DNA-binding transcription factor activity, RNA polymerase II-specific
Source: RefSeq, a predicted model, not a curated record